Messenger RNA from Fonsecaea multimorphosa CBS 102226, 1317 nucleotides. RefSeq lists its product as uncharacterized. Lineage: Eukaryota; Fungi; Ascomycota; Eurotiomycetes; Chaetothyriales; Herpotrichiellaceae. The coding region runs from base 1 to 1317 and encodes 438 amino acids. The transcript is spliced from 2 exons. The record is from RefSeq and is a predicted model, not a curated record.
AUGGUUCUCGAGGAUACUCCGGGUCCUCUGGGGUUUCCAGGAGCUCAGAGCUCUUCCGAAUACCAGAUGGCUGAGGCACCCCCUUGCGAUACCAUUGAGCCAAGCCUCAUUAUGCGCCAAGGCCCUCCUUUUCCACCGAUUCCCUCUUUGACGAACCUCUCUCUCGACGGUUUUCUCGAGCCUCUCGAGCCUGCUACUGACCAAGUGGCUUCUCCUGAGAUCAUCAGCCUCGAGUCCGCUUCUUCUCAAGCCAUGAGCCUCGGGUCUACUUCUUCUCAAGCCAUCAGCCUCGAGCAUGCUACUGACCAAGUGGCUUCUCCUGAAAUCAUCAGCCUCGGGUCUGCUUCUCCUGAAGUCAUUAGCCUCGGGUCUGCUUCUUCUCAAGCCAUCAGCCUCGAGUCCGCUUCUCCUGAGUCUGGUCCUUCCGAGUCUGACCUGCAGGAGACCCGUCAACUCACCACCACGGUCCGGGCUCGACGUGGCGAAAAGCGCCGUGCACCAGAUGAGAUUGACCCACAGCGCCGUCAGGCCUACCUGGAUGCUGCCCGUGAGUUCUUGAAGGAAGACGACCCUCUCCCUCACGGAACCAAAUACCUGGCGCAGCUCCGCCAACUUAUCGACUGGCUGAUUUCUGACAAGGAUUUGCCAGAGGAGGCUUUCCAGCUCUUGACAUGCUCUCUGAAUCCCCAUGAGCGUAUGACCAUGAGGUUUUGGGAGACUUCGCUCAACCCAAACCGGAGAAAGAUGUGGACGUUUUGGCACUAUCCAGACUGCCGCGGCAGGCCUAUUGAUGACGAAGAGUGUGUGCGGGGAAAGUACUCUUUGCUGCCCAAGGCCAAGUUGCCCAAGCCGCGCCGGUUGAGGAGGUUUGGCAAGUUUGCUAAGCCGGUCCAGGAGACUUUCCACUGCCCUAAGGGGAAUGUACACAUAUUACAACAACACAAGGACUGUCACAGACACCGCGUCAGAUUAGACCAGCCAGAAGACGAAGAGAAGACCUUAUGGUGCUUAUUAGUAUGGCCCGAGUGCGACCAAGACCCAUUAGGAGGACCUUGUUGCAAGGUCAUCCCUUGCGCUCCGAGUGACAUGCCUUUGAUUGGGAUCCGGCUCUGGGCCCUAGCUGGCCCGUGUGACGAGCAUAUGCAGCUUUCCGGCCACGAUUGUGACCACGACUGCUCCGACCGAUCCAAGUGGCAACAUGGUGAUCCCGAGGAUGACCGGCUCGCAGACGAGCCUCCACCAUCGAUUCCUUCGCCGAGACAAGACGGGCCAGCGGCGAUGCUCCUUCCAUUCUUCACGGGGUACAUUCUUCCAUAG